Molecule: messenger RNA, 1717 nt
Organism: Oppiella nova
Lineage: Eukaryota; Metazoa; Arthropoda; Arachnida; Sarcoptiformes; Oppiidae
Source: the annotation of a GenBank genome assembly
CUUUGGUUUACAGCCCACUGGGAACACCACUUUGGAUGACAUUAAGAGAGCAAUCAAAACGGCUGAUGAUAUUUACCACAAUCUGGAUAUUCAUAAACUCGAAGAAUUUUAUUUGAAAAAUGUUGACAAAACCAGUCCAUUAGCUCUGAGGGAAGCCUUUUCUGAUUUAAGCGGAGAUUUAAUAUUGAAAUGUCCCACAUACCAUUUUGCCAAACAAUUUGCUACAAGUGUUCAAAAUAAACAUCAAGUCUAUUUCUACCAGGUUACUUAUAUGAGUAAAACGUUUGCCAAAGCAACUCAUUGUGAUAUGCCAGGGAUGGGGAUAUGUCAUUGUGCCGAGGGUGAUUUUGUAUUUGGGGAACCAUUUAUUAAUACAGCAGAUUACAGUGAACUAGAUCAAAAGUUUAGUCUGGUUUUAAUGAAAAUGUGGACUAAUUUUGCUAAAUAUGGCCAACCGGACAUAGAGUGGCCACAUUUGUUCAGCAAUAAUACAAUUGAAGUAAAAAACUUAAACCCUAACCCCAAACCCAAUGUGUUUGUCAAUCCAUAUGCGAGUACUUGUGAUGGCAUACCUUAUGCCGAACCCCCGAUCGGGAAGCUUAGGUUCGCUAAACCAGAACCUAUUAAAACACCCAUAAAAGAUAUUAUCUCAGCAACCAAACCAAAAGACUCAUGCAUUCAGCCAUUAUCUCCGUUUGCAAACUUGACUUAUAGUGAGAACUGUCUGUUUGUAAACAUUUGGACACAAAAUGUGGAAACCAAUGGCCCAUCAAAACUAAAACCAGUUAUGUUUUACAUACACGGAGGGGGUCUUAGUGUUGGCUCAGUAUUUACUGGAAGUGGAAGCGUGUUGGCCACCAAUGAUGUGGUGAUUGCCUCAACCAGCUAUAGAUUGGGUCAAUUAGGCUUUCUAUAUGGGGAUCGGGAGGACGCGCCCGGAAAUGUCGGUUUUUACGACCAGUUAUUGGCACUGAAAUGGGUCAGAGAUAACAUUCAUGCCUUUGGUGGGGAUAGGGAUCAGAUCACUAUAUUUGGUCAGAGCGCCGGUAGUUGGUCCGUAUCAGCACACAUACUGUCGCCACUAUCAAAAGGACUGUUUAAGAGGGCUAUUAUGGAAAGUGGUUCUCAUCUGUACAAUAAGGACAGGGAUGUGAUCAGCAAAAGUGAAUCAAUACAAUUGGGAAAACAAAUGGCUAAGGAUUUCAAUUGUAGUGAAUCUGAGGAUUGGUUGCAAUGUUUGCGAAGUAUUGACGCAAAAGAGUUCAAUAAAUACACAAAAACGAUAACAUAUCCGGUGUUGGGAACAGAUUUUCUGCCCAUUUCUGGACAAAAAGCAUUUCAAGAAAUGAAAUUCAAUUCAGAUGUGGACAUAAUAGCCGGUGUGGCCACCAAUGAGGGAUCAAUGUUUGGGGCAAUCUUUGGGUUACAGCCCACUGGGAACACCACUUUGGAUGACAUUAAGAAAGCAAUCAAAGCUGCUGAUGAUGUUUACCAUAAUCUGGAUAUUCAUAAACUCGAAGAAUAUUAUUUGAAAAAUGUUGACAAAACCAGUCCAUUAGCUCUGAGGGAAGCCUUUUCUGACUUACUCGGAGAUUUAAUAUUGAAAUGUCCCACAUACCAUUUUGCCAAACAAUUUGCUACAAGUGUUCAGAAUAAGCAUCAAGUCUAUUUCUACCAGCCAACCGGACAUAGAGUGGCCACAUUUGUUCAGCAAUAA